This is a messenger RNA of Hibiscus syriacus, 1367 nucleotides long. RefSeq names its product VAN3-binding protein-like. Bases 13 to 1254 code for a protein of 413 amino acids. NCBI's taxonomy places the organism in Eukaryota, Viridiplantae, Streptophyta, Magnoliopsida, Malvales, Malvaceae. The transcript has 7 exons. The record is from RefSeq and is a predicted model, not a curated record.
UAAAGGAAAACCAUGCAUUUUCUAUUCACUUCCAAUUAUAAAUGCCAAACUGUUUCUUUAUCUUCCUUGGCUUCUUCUAGCUGUGUUUGUUGGAAUCCAAGUCUCAGCUUAAGUACUGAAGAAGUGGACAAGUUUAAAAUGAGUUCAUGCUGUGUAAGAAGCUCGUCAAUGAAGCUGGAAAAUAUAGAUGAGAAUGAUCCUCCAAGGUGGUUACAGUUGUCUUGCUCUCUUCCUGAAACUCCUACAGAAUCAAUGGAGUAUCUUGCCAGAUCAUGGAGCCUGUCAGCCAUGGAAAUCUCCAAAGCACUUUCCCAGACGCAUAUAGCAGCUUCCGAUGCCAUGUCAUCAUCGUCUUCUUCUGCUGGAAAUAUCGAAACAAAUUAUUCAAGCACCAGAAAUAUCGAAACAAAUUAUUCAAGCACCAAUGCUUCAAGGCAAUCCGUAAGAAUCAAGAUCUACAGGAGCAUUGAAAGAGGGAGAACUAUGGGGAAACGGUUGAAGGACCAGAAAGGGAGGAAGAAGCAAGAGAUUACAACACAUAAUGCACGACUUCAUGCAGCCAUGUCAGUGGCUGGAGUUGCAGCCGCCGUUGCGGCCUCUAAAGCGAUGUUAGCGGAAAUGGAAACCAUGUCGUCUAAAGUAUCGACUGCCAUCGCAUCGGCAGCCGCUCUCGUUGCUUCUCACAGCAUUGAGAUUGCAGAGGACAUGGGAGCUGAUCAUGACCAAAUGCUAACAGUGGUCAACUCUACAAUGAACGCAAUAACAAGUUGUGAUAUAAUGACCCUAACAGCCGGAGCAGCCACAGCCUUGCGAGGAGCUGCAGCCUUAAGGGCAAGGCUGCAAAAGACUGAAACUUUAGCUUUGGGUGAAGACGGCAAUGGCCAGACAACAGCAGUGAACUUUGUUGCAACCGGGGGAGAACUACUCAAGCGCACAAGGAAAGGAGCUUUACAUUGGAAGCAAGUUCCUUUCUAUAUAAACUCCAACUGUCAGGUGGUUGUUAAACUGAAAAGCAAGCACAUGGGAGGCACGUACACGAAAAAAAAGAAGUGUGAGAUCUUGGGAGUUCAUGAUGGCAUCCCGGCAUGGCCGAGAAGGGAGAAAGAAGACAAUGCUGAAGAGAGAGCUUAUUUUGGGAUUAAAACUGCAGAGAGGGUAAUAGAAUUCGAGUGCAGGAGUAGAAGUGACAAACAGAUGUGGACGAAUGGGAUUAGAUAUAUGUUGGCUUAUCGUAAAAAUAUGGCAUAUUUCUGAGACAGACUUGUUUGGAUUGAUGGAAAAUGCUAGAUUUUCAUUUCUGUAAAGUAAUCAUGUUGAAAUUGCAUGUCUGAUUCCUCAGUCACAUAGCUGAGGGAGGUCAUUGGAAU